CUUUAUUACCCUGAAUCAUCUCCUCAAAUCCCUUCUGGAUCGUUUGAGGAUCAGGAAGGGGUGGGCCAGGGGGAGAGGCACUUUUUGCGGCGCUUUUUUGUUUGGGUUUUUCCUGGGCCUGGGCAUCCUCCAAAGGGGUGCGACCUCAGUAUUUUCAGGUUCUUCAGGUCCCUGGGUGGUUUUGGGGGCACGAUAGGGCGUGGCAGAGAUUAUUUGUACCGCUGCUUAGAGCAGUGCGAAAGCGAUUGGCUUUGUCCUGCAGCGAUAUCGGAAGUGAACGGGAUGUUGGGGAAGAACAUGGCAAAGUUCUGCUCCGGCGAUUAUAACCCCGACGUGGUUCCUGCGGAGACCAGGCACCUCGAUCCUCUUCUGAGCGCGGCAUCGAAAUCACCCCCGGCUCAGGUUCCAGUCAAAGGCUUGGACGACCGCCUCUUCUAUAUCUACACUUCAGGGACGACGGGAAUGCCCAAAGCUGCCAUUGUGGUGCACAGCAGGUAUUACCGCAUCGCCGCCUUCGGUUACUACGCCUACAGAAUGCGCCCGGAGGACGUCCUCUACAACUGCCUCCCGCUCUAUCAUUCUGCAGGUAACAUCAUGGGAGUUGGCCAGUGUCUGAUCCACGGCCUCACCGUGGUGAUCAGGAAGAAGUUCUCGGCCAGUCGCUUCUGGGACGACUGCACGAAAUACAGAUGCACGAUUAUUCAGUAUAUCGGGGAAAUCUGCAGGUACCUUCUGAACCAGCCGGUGCGAGAGUCAGAAACCCAGCACCGCGUGCGGCUGGCGGUGGGCAAUGGUUUGAGACCCACCAUAUGGGAGGACUUCACAAAACGCUUCCGAAUCCAGCAGAUCGGAGAAUUCUACGGCGCCACCGAGUGCAACUGCAGCAUCGCCAACUUGGAUGGGAAGGUCGGUGCCUGCGGUUUCAACAGUCGGAUUUUGCCCAAUGUUUAUCCCAUUCGUUUGGUGAAGGUAAAUGAGGACACGAUGGAGCUGAUCCGGGAUUCCGGGGGGCUGUGUAUCCCCUGUCGCCCAGGAGAGCCGGGAUUGCUCGUCGGGCAGAUAAACCAGCAGGAUCCCCUGCGUCGCUUCGACGGCUACGUCAGCGAGAGCGCCACCACAACAUCGCGGGCUCGAGCGCUAACGAACUCGAGUCCUGAGGCGGUGUUUUUGAUCCCUCCCCUGCCAGGAGAUGUGUUGGUGAUGGACGAACUGGGUUACAUGUACUUCAAAGACCGCAGUGGGGACACCUUCCGAUGGCGAGGAGAGAACGUCUCUACCACCGAGGUGGAAGGAACCUUGAGUCACAUCCUCAACCAGACGGACGUGGCGGUGUACGGGGUGGAAGUCCCAGGGGUGGAAGGCAAAGCUGGGAUGGCGGCGAUCGCGGAUCCCAAAGCUAAAGUCAACCCCAACGUCCUGUACCAGGAGCUGCAGAAGGUGUUGCCUCCCUACGCCCGCCCCGUCUUUCUCCGCCUCCUGCCCCAGGUUGACACCACAGGUACAUUUAAGAUUCAGAAAACCCGCUUACAGAGGGAAGGAUUCGACCCCCACCAAACCUCAGACCGGUUGUAUUUUCUGGAUCUAAAGUUGGGAAAAUACGUCCCUCUGGAUGACUGCCUUUACGAAAGGAUUUGUUCGGGAAAAGCCGCUUUAUGAUCUCGCCCGUCUUUGGCCUUUUUGAGGAAAAACGAUGCCUAAUGGCGGGGCGGAGGCUGGCGGGAAGCGCCGGAUCCCGCCCGCGUCCUUCCCCGGUGA
Egretta garzetta (little egret) is the source of this 1755-nucleotide messenger RNA. RefSeq names its product long-chain fatty acid transport protein 1. Gene Ontology annotation, molecular function: long-chain fatty acid transmembrane transporter activity; long-chain fatty acid-CoA ligase activity; fatty acid transmembrane transporter activity. The record is from RefSeq and is a predicted model, not a curated record. The transcript has 11 exons. Gene Ontology annotation, biological process: response to insulin; phosphatidylethanolamine biosynthetic process; negative regulation of phospholipid biosynthetic process. Gene Ontology annotation, cellular component: plasma membrane; mitochondrial inner membrane. The annotation marks the transcript as partial. Lineage: Eukaryota; Metazoa; Chordata; Aves; Pelecaniformes; Ardeidae.